CUGCCUCUCUCGGGGUGAGGACUAGGCGCUGAGGGGCGGCGGCGCGUGCGCAACGUCGUCGAGGUCUCAGAGGGGAGCUUGCUUGUCUUGUCCCGUCCGAAGCGCCGUCCAUUCCGUGAGUGGCGGUGCGAAGAGCGCUGGGGGGGCCGUGAUAGCGACGCACCCCGAUCCCUUCCCCCCCCUCCCCCAGUGAGGAGCGAGUCUCCGGCUCUGAGGAGGGGCUGGGACCGCGCCCCCAUCUCCUCCCACCCGCCCCGCAGGGGGCUCUGGCUUCUUUUGUGGAAACUUCUGCUACAGUGAGAGACCCUAAUUGCAAAAGUAGUUAAAAAUAGCAAAUGUGUCUGUCUGUCUUCAACUACUCCACACAUCCAUUUAAUAUUUUGGCUCCUGUAGCCAUGGCAAUGACGGGUCCAACACCCUGUUCAUCCAUGAGUAACCACACCAAGGAGCGAGUUACAAUGACAAAAGUGACACUAGAAAACUUCUAUAGCAAUCUCAUAGCACAACAUGAAGAACGGGAAAUGAGACAGAAGAAGCUAGAAAAAGUGAUGGAAGAGGAAGGUUUAAAAGAUGAAGAGAAGAGACUCAGGAGAUCCGCACAUGCCCGAAAGGAAACAGAGUUUCUUCGGUUAAAGAGAACAAGACUUGGUUUGGAAGAUUUUGAGUCCUUAAAAGUAAUAGGCAGAGGAGCAUUUGGAGAGGUGCGGCUUGUCCAGAAGAAGGACACAGGGCAUGUAUAUGCGAUGAAAAUACUACGCAAAGCUGACAUGCUUGAAAAAGAGCAGGUUGGCCAUAUUCGUGCGGAGCGGGACAUUCUAGUGGAGGCAGACAGUUUGUGGGUUGUGAAAAUGUUCUAUAGUUUUCAAGAUAAGUUAAAUCUGUACCUUAUCAUGGAGUUCCUGCCUGGAGGUGAUAUGAUGACACUGUUGAUGAAAAAAGACACUCUAACAGAAGAAGAGACUCAGUUUUAUAUUGCGGAGACUGUGUUAGCCAUUGACUCCAUUCAUCAGCUUGGUUUUAUCCAUCGGGAUAUCAAGCCAGAUAACCUCCUCUUGGAUAGUAAGGGCCAUGUGAAACUCUCAGAUUUCGGUCUCUGCACUGGGCUGAAGAAGGCUCACCGAACGGAGUUCUACAGAAACUUGAACCACAGUCUUCCGAGUGAUUUCACUUUCCAGAACAUGAAUUCCAAAAGGAAAGCAGAAACGUGGAAGAGAAACAGACGUCAGUUGGCCUUUUCCACUGUGGGAACUCCAGAUUACAUCGCUCCUGAAGUCUUCAUGCAGACGGGUUACAACAAGCUUUGUGAUUGGUGGUCACUUGGGGUCAUCAUGUAUGAGAUGUUAAUUGGUUAUCCCCCUUUCUGUUCUGAGACCCCUCAAGAAACCUAUAAGAAAGUGAUGAACUGGAAAGAGACUCUGACCUUCCCCCCGGAAGUUCCAAUCUCUGAGAAAGCAAAGGAUCUGAUUCUAAGAUUUUGCUGUGAAUGGGAGCACAGAAUUGGUGCACCUGGUGUCGAAGAAAUCAAGGGUAACCCCUUCUUUGAAGGGGUUGACUGGGAGCAUAUCAGAGAGAGACCUGCUGCAAUAUCAAUAGAAAUUAAAAGCAUUGAUGACACCUCAAACUUCGACGAAUUUCCAGAAUCGGAUAUCCUUAAACCAACAGUAGCCACAAGUAACCAUCCAGAGACUGACUACAAGAACAAAGACUGGGUCUUCAUCAAUUACACCUACAAACGAUUUGAGGGGCUGACAGCCCGAGGGGCAAUCCCAUCCUAUAUGAAAGCAGAAGUUACUGCUCAUGAAGAUGAAGAACCUCGAGCCUUCCAAGCAUUGUUCAAGCUUCCCCAGGCAGCCAACAGCCUUUAGGGCUGGCCUCCACUGUACCCAGCCAGAGUACCAGCCUGACCAAAAACCAGGAAUGACAUUGCUGAAGGGCAAAUCAGUUACAAACUGGAAGGAAGGAGUUUGCCUUAAUCUGCACAGCAGCCCAAAUUCUGCAAUUGGAUGUGUGUGGGGUGCCCCCAUUGAAGCCAAUGGGAAUUUUCAACAAAUAGCUGCAGCAAUUGUAAAAGAGGAAGACAAAACUACCUACAGGUUCUGCCAAGGUAAAUUCAGUUUGCAUGGCUGUGCUGAAAGACUCUGGCUUAUCAUGCAUGUGCAGCAAGAAACGGUGGUUCUUCAGCUACAGAGCCAUUACUAAAGGAGCUUCACACAUUUCACAGGCUAAGUCAGACUGCUUUAUUUGGCAAAAUAUUAUCUAGAUUUGUUUUCAUUCCACACCACCGUCUACUCUGGUUAAGCUCAACAGCACAACCAUGUCCUUAAUAAAAAGAGGUGA
This is a messenger RNA of Mauremys reevesii (Reeves's turtle), 2337 nucleotides long. RefSeq names its product serine/threonine kinase 38 (gene STK38). The transcript has 17 exons. Gene Ontology annotation, molecular function: protein serine/threonine kinase activity; ATP binding. Gene Ontology annotation, biological process: intracellular signal transduction; peptidyl-serine phosphorylation. The coding region runs from base 336 to 1865 and encodes 509 amino acids. The record is from RefSeq and is a predicted model, not a curated record. Lineage: Eukaryota; Metazoa; Chordata; Testudines; Geoemydidae.